Messenger RNA from Penicillium paradoxum, 966 nucleotides. Its product is annotated as tRNA splicing endonuclease subunit SEN34. Bases 1 to 966 code for a protein of 321 amino acids. Lineage: Eukaryota; Fungi; Ascomycota; Eurotiomycetes; Eurotiales; Aspergillaceae. The record is from RefSeq and is a predicted model, not a curated record. Gene Ontology annotation, biological process: tRNA-type intron splice site recognition and cleavage; tRNA splicing, via endonucleolytic cleavage and ligation. The transcript has a single exon. Gene Ontology annotation, molecular function: tRNA-intron lyase activity; nucleic acid binding. Gene Ontology annotation, cellular component: tRNA-intron endonuclease complex.
AUGGAUUUCCAACCAGACCUUCCUAUCCCGAUCUCCUAUGUAUCCGGUAGAUACCUACUGUUCUCAAUCGAUGCCGUGACCUACCUGCGCCGUGAGCAUCACAUCUGUGGGGUCCUCAUCGGAACGCUGCCCCAGAUUCCUCAGCAGAAUGUCUUCCUGGGUCUCCCACUGGAGCUGAUGCCCGAGGAGGCACGGCUGUUGGUGGACAAGGGUGUAGCUUGCAUUGUAGACGAAGCCAAGGCACAUGAAGGCAUGAACACUCUCUUAGAAGAGGAUCGAAGACGGUAUCUCCGCGACCUCGAAUCCCAGGGUCAGCAUGUGUCGCGCAUCCAGACGGAUCGCAAGGAACGGAACCGUGAACAGACAAUGAAGAAAUUAGACGAGAAGAAAGCCAAGGCGAAGGCGAAAGCCAGCGAUAGUGCCGCAGCAGCUCAGGCGCCUCCAGUACCCGCAGAUGCCACUUCCACCCCAACCCCGUCACAGAUAAACCCUGCCAUCGUCGAUCUGUUCGCUGCUGAAGACUCCGGCAUAUCAUCCCCUUCCACCAAAGUCUCGAACAAACCCAAUCAGGCGGCAGUGGUCAUCACGCCUGCAACAUCUUACCCGCCACUUCGCACACCUCCAUCGUCGAGUCACCUCUCCGCACCCGCGGUGCCGCUUUCCUAUCCUCUCUUCGCUCACCUCCAUUCCAAUGGCUAUUUCCUCUCCCCUGGUCUGCGCUUCGGAUGCCAAUACAUGGCUUAUCCAGGUGACCCGCUGCGCUUCCACUCGCAUUUCCUAGCGGUGGCCUACGAAUGGGAUGAGAAUAUCGAUCUGAUGCAUCUCAUUGUCGGCGGCAGACUGGGAACUGGCGUGAAGAAGGGAUUCUUGAUCGGUGGAUCACAGAAGACAAUCGAUGAGGCUGACUCAGAGGCUGAGCGUGUUGAAAGUGUCCGGACAUUCAGUCUUGAAUGGGCUGGAAUGUGA